AUGGAGGCGGGGACGGCGAAAGCGGCGGCCGUGAUGGAGCCAGCGGACGCGACGGUCGUGAUGGAGCCGGCGGACGCGGCGGUCGUGGCGGAGCUGGUGGAUGCGGCGGCCGAGGCGGGGACGGUGGAAGCGGCAGCCGAGGCGGGAAUGGCGGGAGCACCGAACUCGCCGGGACCGGCGGACGUGGCGGCCGAGAGGGCGCCAGCAGACGCGGCGGCCGAGGAGGCCCGCGGGGAACCCCGCACCCAACCGGCGCCCGGCCAGCCUGCUGACCCCCUCCCGAUCGCGAUCGAGAGCGUCCGGGUGGCGGUCGAGCGACUGGGCGCGGCGGUGGACGUGGAGAUGGCGCAGCUCGAGGCGGAGCGUGCCAGGCUGGACACGGAGAGAGCGCAGCUCACGACUGCUUGGCGCGCCUUCGAGGCUCGGCUCGUCGCGGCGCGCGCCGCCAACGAGGAAGAACAAAGCGCCGUGGAGGAGGCCCGUGCGGCGGUCGCGCGGCAGCAGAAGCUUUUGGAGGAUACCCGCACGGAGAUCGCGCAGGAGCGGGAAGUUUUGGAGAGCGCACACGCAGAAGUUGCGCGGAAGCGAGAAGACGUCGCCCGCCUGGCUGAGGGAUCGCGGCAGAAAGCUGCCGUGGCCCUCGCCAGGGAGAGGCAGAUAUAUGUCUGA
This is a messenger RNA of Phragmites australis (common reed), 669 nucleotides long. RefSeq lists its product as uncharacterized. The coding region runs from base 1 to 669 and encodes 222 amino acids. Lineage: Eukaryota; Viridiplantae; Streptophyta; Magnoliopsida; Poales; Poaceae. The record is from RefSeq and is a predicted model, not a curated record. The transcript is spliced from 3 exons.